Beta vulgaris subsp. vulgaris (sugar beet) is the source of this 1741-nucleotide messenger RNA. RefSeq lists its product as uncharacterized. NCBI's taxonomy places the organism in Eukaryota, Viridiplantae, Streptophyta, Magnoliopsida, Caryophyllales, Amaranthaceae. The record is from RefSeq and is a predicted model, not a curated record. Gene Ontology annotation, cellular component: membrane. The coding region runs from base 184 to 1428 and encodes 414 amino acids. The transcript is spliced from 13 exons.
ACACUAAACAGUAGCAACCAACUAGCAAGCUGUUCUUUCUUUAUAAAGUAUUAUAAAAUCCUUCUCAGAAAGAGAGAACGAGUGCCAUGUGAAAUGUGAAUGUUUUGGUUUUUAGUUUUUAUACUCAGUAUACCAACAAGGAACAACAUAAGAUUUGCAGGAUAGUUAUUUAAUACAACAGGAAUGACUGAAGAAGAAACAGCUAUAAGGGUUUCUGAGGCUGUUUAUUUGGAAGAAUUGUCAAGGACUCAGCAGAAGAAGAUUGAUGUUUCAUUAGAGAGGAGAAAGUCCUUAAGAUCGCGCUAUUACUAUGGAGUUAUAUUCUUGAUCACCAAUUUUGUUGCGUGGUUUAUUCGUGAUUACAUUCAAAGGGUCAUCCCUGAAAAACAUUUUAUGAGAACUUGUGGAAUUGGAGGUCAUGACUGCAUUCACACAAAUGGAGUUCUUCGGAUCAGCUUUGGAUGCUUUAUAUUUUUCCUUUUUAUGUUUCUCACAACAUUGAAAACUAGCAAGCUACAGGAAGUUCGUAAUGCUUGGCAUUCUGGUUGGUGGCCAGCAAAAUGUGUUCUGUUAGUUUUAUCAAUGACGUCUCCUUUCUUUUUAUCUUCAGAAUACGUUCACUUUUAUGGUGAGUUUGCCCGUAUAGGAGCAGGGAUUUUUCUUGCUCUUCAACUUAUUAGCGUGAUUCAAUUUAUAGCAUGGUGGAAUAACUACUGGAUGCCUGAUGUGAAAAGGAAGCAAAGCUGCUCUGUUGGAUUGUUUAUGUCAACAAUUUUUUAUAUAGCUUCUGUAUGUGGAGUUGGUAUCCUAUAUCUACUGUAUGUUCCAAGAUCCUCCUGCACUCUCAACAUAUUUUUUAUCACGUGGACAGCAGUUUUGCUUAUCGUAUUGAUGCUUAUCUCAUUGCAUUCAAAGGUCAACAGAGGUCUUUUAUCUUCAGGAAUCAUGGCUUCUUAUAUUGUCUUCCUAUGUUGGUCUGCUAUCCGAAGUGAGCCUGCUGGGGAAAGGUGCAGCCCACAGAAGCAAGUGAAUGGACAUCACGAUUGGAUGACUGUAUUUAGCUUCUUCAUUGGAAUUUGUGCAAUAGUGAUGGCAACUUUCUCAACAGGGAUUGAUUCUGAGUCAUUUCAGUUCCGCAAAGAUGAAGUUCAGGAAGAAGAUGAUAUUCCAUAUAAGUAUGGGUUCUUCCAUCUGGUUUUUUCCUUGGGAGCCAUGUAUUUUGCAAUGUUAUUCAUAAAUUGGGACCUCAACAGCUCUACCAGAAAAUGGAGUAUCGAUGUGGGAUGGGCAAGCACCUGGGUGAAAAUCAUUAACGAGUGGUUUGCAGCCACCAUAUAUAUGUGGAAGUUAAUAUCCCCUGUUGUAAGACGAGCCAAGAUCAUGGAUGAAGGAGCUGUGCAGCCUCAGACCUUCACAGCUUCACCUUAGUACGAAGAGAGAGAAUCCAUUUUGAUGUCUCCUUUAUCUUUCUUGGGAUGCCUUAUUAGCUUCACGGAUUCUGACUUGUGAGUGCAUGCAACUGAAGCACUGUAAAGAAAUGCAGGGAGCAAUCACCAUUAGUAGCGAGAGUACCAAUUGAUAAUUUGAUAUGUAUCCAUUCUUUGUUCUUAUUCUUUUGUCAGCCUUAUUCAUCGGCUUGUAUGAUUGUUUGUUGUAUUGAAAUGAGUAUGAUGAUCGAUGUACGCCAAAAUAGCUGCUAUCAAAUGAAAUAGUACAGGCUAUAUAAGUUUUCUUUUGUCCA